This is a messenger RNA of Kwoniella shivajii, 252 nucleotides long. RefSeq lists its product as uncharacterized. The record is from RefSeq and is a predicted model, not a curated record. The transcript has a single exon. NCBI's taxonomy places the organism in Eukaryota, Fungi, Basidiomycota, Tremellomycetes, Tremellales, Cryptococcaceae. The coding region runs from base 1 to 252 and encodes 83 amino acids.
AUGGCCUCCCAGUACCAUUUCGACAGAUGCUACGAUACCGUUUCCUGCGCAACUUCGCGAAAGAAGAAAGUCAAUAGUAUUGAGCAGUGCUUAGACUAUUGUCAUGGUCCUGGGUCAGAUUAUGACGCAUGGGUAGUAUCUCUGGUUCCAGGUAAAGAUAAGUAUACUUGUAAAUGCUUUGCUAGUAAUGCCCCUGGGGAGGGUAAUCAUCACUGUGGCCCGGCAGAUGCCUUCAGGUUUUACAAAACAUGA